AUCUGACAGCACGGCCACACGCCUGCCUGCGCUCAGCUCCCUACUCAGUUGCACUUUCGCUACACAAGUCGCAUCGCACCGGCACAGACUAUAAGCAGCCAUAAGAUGGCGCCGGCAUUUCCAUAACAGAAAGUGGGGCCGGGCAUGUGCGCUGUAGUGUUUGUGUGUUUGUAGGAAGGGCUCUCAAUAAAGUUUUCUGUAGCAAAAAGCUUUUUAAAAAAAAAUUAAACUUUUGGGCGGGAUUGGUUGGUGACAGCUGGAAGAAGAGUCUUUCAGCUGCUGCAAUGACAGCCAUGUCUGUGACUGGAAACUUCUUCAGUAAAUUAAGAUCUCUGGCAGUCACCCUAGAGAAGGAGACGGGCCAACUGGAGCAGCUGUUCAGCAGUGAAGAUAAUGAAUAUGAAGAGGAAUCGCCAAUGCGGGUCUUGCAUGACUUGCGUUCUGACAUAAUGGUUUUGAAGGGUGAUUUUCAAAGCACUCUCAAUAAGAGGCUUGCCAGAGGCCAGGAACUCUCCGCCUUCAUAAAAGCAUGCAGAGUCUUGCACGAGAGAACCGCAGCGGAUAUAGAGCAGAUAAAAGAGACAUUUCAGACCUACGGCUAUAAACCUCAGUGUAAUGCCAAUUCCGAGAGGGAGCAAACACAGGAAAGCGGUAAGCCUAAGGAGAAUGGAGUGAGCCCCAAUAAGGCAGAUGUAGAGGACCUGCAGGCUCUGCCUACCCUGGAGAAGACAGCAAGUACCUCAUGGGAUAUACUGCGGGCUCCCCAGCUCUCUGACUUUGGCCUUGCCCAUUAUCAACUACCGACAGCAUGGGAACCACCAAAAGUGAAACCGUGUAAGAAGGACCCAGAGGAGGAGAAACCAAGGAUCAUGUUGAAGGAUCCAGAACCAAUGAAUGUUGCUAAAACCCCAAAAUGUGCCCUUAGGCUUGAAGAGGAUUUUUCACAGAUCCAGCAUUUUGGCAUUAGUGAUUGCAGCACUAAUCUGAAUGAUGAUUAUACCAUGGCCCUGAUCAACAAGAAAUUCCAGAAAAACCAAAAUGUUACUGAAAAUGCUGCAAAAGAAACAUGCCAACCAAAGAACCUGAAAAGCCUUCUAGCGACUCCUUCCCAUCUGAGCCAUCGAAUGGAUUGGGUUGACUCUCCUCUGCCACCAGUGUUCUGUACCCCUGGUUUAAAGGUUCAUAAAAAGGAAAAAAUGUCACUGCCUGGGAAGCCUGCGGAAAAGAAAGGCCUGAAUGCAAACAACACUACAUUACCUUCUGAUACCUGUGAUAGGAACGACCCUGACAGUGCCCAUCUAGAAGAUGAUUAUGAAUGCACUGCCGUGAAGCCAGCAAUAGACUUUAAAAGCACUUCAGCUGCACCUGCCUAUCUCUCUCUCGGUUCUAAUAUCAAUAGUGUGUACUCUCCACGGCCCCCUGUCUUCUGCACCCCAGGGCUCAAAGUGCACAAGAAAGAAACCAGCUCUGUGUUAGCAGACCCUACAGAACCAAAGGGAACGGGCUGCACUGACACUCCGCCUUUGCCUUCCUUUCAAACCAACUGGCUGAAGAGUGAUGCUAAGGAAAAAGGCUUGGAUAUUACAGAACCAGUCCCUAGGCCGGACCUUUCCUACAGGCAGUGCCUGGAGGAACCCCCUACACUGGUUCUAAAUUCUAAUAAAUAUGAAGCCCCAGCAAUGAGGGAUUACUGCAUGGGAACACCUCCUCGCCCAGAAAUGACUGUCUCUUUAACAGAGGAUCUGUUUAAGUAUAAUGUGAAGCCAUCAUCUCCUCCUAAGGUGUCAGAGUAUGAAAACAUGCUUUGGACCCCCGUACGCCCUGAAAUGACGUCCUGCAUAACAGAGGAUAUUUCCCAGAUACUGUCCAAGUAUUGUGACAAUAAUAUGAAUCCGGCCGAUGGGAUAUGGGAUAAAGCAGGAGCUCCAUUUGGAAAAAUAAGCACAGAAUAUGAGAACAAAGAAAACAGACUGUAUUGAUUCGGAGUUCUCUGUAAAGAAGAUGGAGUUUUGGCCCCAUGCCACUCACUGCAAGUGUUUCUUUUAUAGACUGAGCAAUAUUUACAGAAGGCUUGAAAUUGUCAUUCGCUUACUAGUUAUGUUAUUGCCUUUAACAUUCUGUGAAUUGUAGUUCUACAGCAUCAGCAGUCAGCUUUGGGGAUAUUCUACAAUCUGACCCUAAAUAUGUGUUGGCCUGUGGUUUUGUAGGUUCAGUCAUUAUGUCGUUCUGAGUGAGACAAUGAAGCCAUGGGUGCGGGGGGCAUUAAAGCUUGGCUUCAUUUUCAGUUCUGGCAAUGCACAGCUGGUGCAGCCACACUAGAGAUCUGCCAGAUUGUGUGAGGUCCCUUGUGUGCAUAACUGAUCACUUUGAUUGGAAAUAUUAGUCUGACUGUGCCCAGAACAAAUACAUAUGACCACACACUAAUCCUUUCUAUGAAUCUAGAUCAACCCUUCACUUUCUGUGUGUCCUGUCUGGGACAGGCAUCUUUUUUUUCUUGCACAAUAAAUGAUUAACCCGU
Xenopus tropicalis (tropical clawed frog) is the source of this 2518-nucleotide messenger RNA. It is a transcript of the gene ska3, whose product is annotated as spindle and kinetochore associated complex subunit 3. NCBI's taxonomy places the organism in Eukaryota, Metazoa, Chordata, Amphibia, Anura, Pipidae. Gene Ontology annotation, biological process: chromosome segregation. The record is from RefSeq and is marked provisional. Gene Ontology annotation, cellular component: outer kinetochore; spindle.